Molecule: messenger RNA, 1213 nt
Organism: Sorghum bicolor (sorghum)
Lineage: Eukaryota; Viridiplantae; Streptophyta; Magnoliopsida; Poales; Poaceae
Exons: 3
Coding region: 197-994 (265 amino acids)
Source: RefSeq, a predicted model, not a curated record
GUGUAACAGAACUCGGAAAGCAAAAUCAGAUUCCCCAACCCCACGCCACCCCGACUCCGAUCCAUCCGUCCUCUGUUCUUGCCUGGAUUUCGCGGCCUAUAAACAGCACCACCGCACGGUGUGAUUGUGUCCCCACUCCCCAGGCUUGCAUGUAUACGAAUCGGCGCAUCCGCAUCCCUCGACGGUGCAGGUUGCAAUGGCCGCCACUCCAUCGACGGUGGCGAGGAAACCGCUGAACCACCGUGGCAGACUGAGUACUCUCAAGACAAUUGAAUGUCAGGGAAAGAGCAAGUUCUUCUUCGAGCACCAAGCCAUGAGAGAGAAGGACGAGAACAAAGUCUAUGACUCCAGUGCACAUAGCUGGCGGUUUACAGAACCAGCACCCUUGCCGACGGGUAAAUGGAAAUUUCCUAAGCCUGUACUAGAUGAAAAGGCAAAGGAAGAGAAGGCACGGCUAAGCAGGGAGGAGAAACAACUACUUCAUGAAAAACUGCAGCGGCGUCAACGGGUCGAAGCAGAAUUACAGCGGCGAAAGAAACAGUUCCCCCCUGGGAAGGCACCAUCUGAUAAGCAGCUGCGGAAGGAGGUCAUCAGAGAGGAUCGUCUGGCGAGGGCUGAAGAGAGGCAUGUCAAGAAUGUCCAGAUGGCUUUGCGUUUCAUCAAGAAGAGAUAUCCAGAAAGAAAGUACGAGCUUGGAGAGAUCACUGAGAAGUGCAUAUUCUUUGAAUAUGGAUCAGCCUACGGUCACUACAACUUUACUGCUUGUUCUCCAACCCAUGAUGACCUGUUCUGUUUUGCGGAAGUGGAUGCCAAUGUUGAGAACGAGAACGAUGUUUACCAGUGCUGCACAAUUGGGUCUGGUCCAGAUGGUUAUUGCAUGGGCUGUCAGGAUCAAAGAGUUGGGGUUAUUCAUCCAAGUAGGGACAUGUUCAUUGGUGGGCAGGAGAGCUUUGGUGGGUUCGAGACCGACAGCGAGAGUGAUCCAGACUACUGAUUUACCCAGGAUCUUCUAAGGCUUUUGGAGUCAUUCAUCAUAUUUUUGUGUUAUAUUUUAGAGAGAGAGAGAAUCUUGAUCUACCUAUUAUUCCUUCAUGUAUGCAUCUUGAUACCUAGUUUUCGUUCCCUAGAUUAUUCAUCCAUGGAUGUCAUAAACAUUGACCUUGUGUUACUAUUUGCUCUCUUACUUUCCACAUGCGGUUUUCAAAUUCUGAAA